Messenger RNA from Limulus polyphemus (Atlantic horseshoe crab), 2013 nucleotides. RefSeq names its product solute carrier organic anion transporter family member 4C1-like. NCBI's taxonomy places the organism in Eukaryota, Metazoa, Arthropoda, Merostomata, Xiphosura, Limulidae. Gene Ontology annotation, molecular function: protein binding. Bases 229 to 1869 code for a protein of 546 amino acids. The transcript is spliced from 7 exons. Gene Ontology annotation, biological process: transmembrane transport; sodium-independent organic anion transport. Gene Ontology annotation, cellular component: membrane. The record is from RefSeq and is a predicted model, not a curated record.
UAUAUUUUAUUAGUUAGAUAGGCACUUCCCGAGAGUAAGUUGUCAAACAUCUUACACUGGAGCACGUAGCUGAAUUAAGGACAUGGUUCUCAUGACUGAAAGAAAACUUGUUGGUUGAUUUCUGUUUUAUCUUAAAUCAUAAAUGAUUCUUUAGAACAGUCGUUGAAACAUUAUCUUACUGUAAAAUUUAAUCUGUUCAUUCUGUAAAACAAAGCAAACUUAGGAGCUAUGUCAAAAGUGGAGGUAAAAUUCUCCGGUGCGUCCUCUGGUGAUAAACGGUUGUCGUUAAGCCCAGAAGAUUUUUCUGUUACAGACGUAGACGAGACUUUGUGCGGCCUCGGAACCUGUAAACCCCAUUGGCUUCAGCGUUUCGCUAGCCCCAAGGCCUAUCUACUUAUUUUUAGUUUCGUCAGUCUAACUCAAGGGGCUUACAUUACUUACUUCGCGGGCAUUCUGUCAACAAUCGAAAAACGUUUCACUUUUAAAAGUAAGAUCACCGGAAUUCUCCUGAUCGCCGAUAACAUCAGUCCAAUCAUCACAGGUGCACUAGUUGGAUUUUAUGGUGGUUCUGGACAUAGACCAAGAUGGUUAGCUGCCGGUAUGCUGCUAUCGUCUCUCAGCUGCUUUAUUUGCGCCUUGCCUUAUAUGUUGUUUGGCCCUGGAACUCAUCUUCAAUCAAGGACUUCUGAUUUUCUUGCCGAACCUCCAACACAGUUUUGUACAGUAAAGGGAUCCCAAGAAGUAUGCACCAUGUCACUAGUGUCCUCCACUAUUCCUGCUAUUGUUCUCUUAUUUGUAGGUAAUUUUCUGCAAGGUUUCGGAGCUAUUGCUUUUUACUCCGUGGGAACACCUUAUUUGGACGACAACGUCAAAAAGCAGGACUCACCUCUAUAUUUUGGUGCAUUGUUUGCUUUACGAUUGUUUGGCCCUGCCCUGGGAUUCCUUCUAUCUUCAGCAUGUUUAGGAGUUUACGAAAAUCCUGGGACUAACCCUGAUUUCGGACUGGAGGACCCACGAUGGAUUGGGGCUUGGUGGUUAGGAUUUGUAGUUUUAGGAUGUACGUCAGGUGUUUUGUCACUUCCGAUUUUACUAUUCCCUCGUCAUCUGAAGGAUAUAGAAGUUAAGCCUAACAGAAGAACAAAUGAUGGGCCAAAGAAAGUGUUCUUGAAAGAUUUACCAAAAGCACUACUGAGGCUGUUUAAAAAUCCUAUACUUGUGUGCCAUAGCCUGGCUGCUAAUAUGAUCAUGAUUGGGAUAUUAGGAUACAUGAUAACACUGCCUCGUUACCUGGAAAACCAAUUCCGGAAAUCUGCUUCCUCAGCCAGUUUCUACACAGGCACCCUCACUAUGUUUACUAUGGUUGUGGGUAACGCUGGUGGAGGUGCUGUAAUAAAGAAAGUGAAACCUCGUCCUCGUUAUCUUACUGGCUAUCUUGUAGCUGUUAGAAUCAUUACUUUGGGUGGACUGCUGGCUUCCAUGUUCUUGGGGUGCUCAUCCAUCUAUAUGCCAGGAACUACGGUUGAAAGUAACCGUCUUAACUUGGUCAACCAGUGUAAUCAAAACUGUAACUGUACUACGGAAGUAUUUGAACCCCUAUGCGGGCCCGAUGGUCGCGCCAUCUAUUUUUCACCAUGUCACGCCGGAUGCACUGGUAGCGAGGAUUUACGAGAGACUAAUUCGCUUUUAUUCCUUACCCCCUGGUAUACGGCAGUAUCACCGACUCGGCCUGCCUUGUAUGGGAAGAACGAUGUGGAGAAACAGGAAACUGCUGGAUUUACGAUCAUGAAAAAUUCCGCUAUUACCUGCAUGGCGCCACCUUCGUCUUCAUGGGACUCGGUACCGUCUUCGAGUUUAUUGUAUUCUUGUUGAGUAGCAGGCUACAGAACUUGUAUUCAGACGAAAAUUCGGCAGAAGAUGAGAAUGCAGUAGAAGAGGUUGAAAACAAGGCGGACGAGAAGGAGAUUUCCUUAAAUUCAGGAAAUCUAAGAGAAGAAUCUCCAAACCCUGACAGUU